UUGUUGCUGCCGCUGUUCUCCCUCCCGGCCUCCCCUCCCUCCCUCCCUCCCGUCCCCGAUGGGGGCGGGGAGGAGAACUUGACUUUCACUCACUCGCGGCACGCGCGCGCCAGGGAGAGGAGGCCAGAGCGAGGCCGCUGCGCUGAGGGGAGGCGAGGCGCGAGCCCGGCCGGCCGUUGCGAGGCCCCUUCGCCAGUUUUCGCCUCACGCUUCUCUGUCCGGCGGGUAGAGGGGGGGGGGUGAAGAGUAGCCGCGGGUGCGCGCGCGCGCUCCCGCCCUCCCCGCGCUCCCGCCCGCCUAGUCCAAGGUAAGGCAAACGAGCGACUGACUGACUGACUGGAGUGGCGGCGGCGCGGCUUUGUUGUUUCGUGAGGGGAAGAAAAACAGAGGCGAAUUCGGUUGGACCGCUGAGGGGACGGAGGGAGGUCCGGGAUUGGGCCGCGCGCUGGGCCGGCUCGCGCAUGCGCCGCCCUGUGGAAAGGAGGGGGAGGAGCCUAGAUGGGAGGGGUCAGAGAGAGAGGGAAAAGGCUAAAGGGAGGAAUUUGCUGAGUCAUUGCUGGAGCCAAGCACGUGGUGACAAAAUAAAGUCUGCCACGCCAUAUCUAUCUAUGUAGGUAUGAAGUUCUCUCUCCCCUCUUCCCUGCCCCUGUGUGGAUCAGAGCUUGUUUGACUUUUAGAGGACACCUGAAGGCAGCCCUGUUUAGGGAAGCUUUAAUGUUUAAUAGGUUAUUGUAUUUUAAUAUUCUGUUGGAAGCCGCCCAGAGUGGCUGGGGAAACACAGCCAGAUGGGCGUGGUAUAAAUAAUAAUUUUUUAUUAUUAUUAUUUUGGGAGGGGAAGCUGGUCCAUUAGUGUGAGGGGGGCGCUGCCUGUCAGCUUCAGCCCGCCUCAUCCUCACCCCACUUGCUUGUUUGCAACUAACCAUCACGGGGUGCUCACCCCUCCUCCUUAGAAUCAUACAGUCAUACCUCGGGUUGAAUACGCUUCCAGUUGAGCGCGUUCGAGUUGUGCUCUGUGGCAACCCGGAAGUAACAGAGCCUGUUAAAUGACGCUCAAAAUGAUGUCACGCGCAUGCGCAAAAGCAGCAAAAAGCGACGCACGCGUGCGUGCGCAGACAUGCCAUCACUAGUUAUGUUUGCUUCUAGAUGCGAAUGGGGCUCCCCAUUUUUAGCGUUUUUAUCCUGCCCCUUCAACAUAGGUUUAUGUUCACAGGUGGCUAGCAGGUUAGUAACAAACUAAACAGUUUAUUCAUAAUAAUGAAUAAACAAAGCACACAUACUGAAGUUGGGAUAGCUUAGUCAGUAGAGCAUGAGACUCUUAAUAUCAGGGUUGUGGCUUUGAGACCCUUUUUGGGCAAAAGAUUCCUUCCUUGCAGGAGGGGUUGGACUAGAUGAUCCUUGUGGUCCUUUCCAACUCUACAAUUACAUGAUUCUACGAGGCUAAUUGGGAUGCGGGUGGCGCUCUGGGUUAAACCACUGUGCCUCUUGGGCUUGCUGAUCGAAAGGUCGGUGGUUUGAAUCCCCAUGACGUGGUGAGCUCCCGUUGUUCAGUCCCAGCUCCUGCCAACCUAGCAGUUCGAAAGCACAUCAAAGUGCAAGUAGAUAAACAGGUACCACUCUGGUGGGAAGGUAAACGGCGUUUCCGUGCACUGCUCUGGUUUCUCUAGAAGCAGCUUAGUCAUGCUGGCCACAUGACCCAAAAAAACUGUCUGCGGAAGUGGACAAAUGCCAGCUACCUCGGCCUUUAAAGCGAGAUGAGCACCGCAGCCCCAGAGUCGUUCACGACUGGACUUAAUUGUCAGGGGUCCCUUUACCCUUUACCUUUUAUGGGGCUAAUACAGCAAAUUCAACCAACAAACUUAAACAGCAGCAACCAAUACAAAUAAAUUGUAAAAUUGAACUGCUCUAAGUUAGUGAAUGCUUACAUUAGCAGCUCUUAAAAGCCUCUUGAAAUUGAAAAAAUGACUAUAAUUUCAAUGGAAAUACAGUGGUGCCCCGCAAGACGAAUGCCUCGCAAGACGAAAAACUCGCUAGACGAAAGGGUUUUUCGUUUUUUGAGCUGCUUCGCAAGACGAUUUUCCCUAUGGGCUUGCUUCGCAAGACGGAAACGUCUUGCAAGUUUGUUUUCUUUUUCUUAACACCGUUAAUACAGUUGCGACUUGACUUCGAGGAGCAACUCAUAGAACAGCGGUGUGGUAGCCUUUUUGAGGUUUUUAAAGACUUUGGUGAUUUUUGAAGCUUUUCCAAAACUUUCCCGACACCGUGCUUCACAAGACGAAAAAAAUCGCAAGACGACAAAACUCGCGGAACGAAUUAAUUUCGUCUUGCGAGGCACCACUGUACAUUUUGUCGUGGUGAAGAACAAUGUGGCCAGGUGACCUUUCUGCUGCUCAGCUGCUAAUGUUAAUGGGCACCUUCAAUACUUUCCUUUGUUUUCCUUCUUAUGAUUUCUUCUUUACAUUGUACUUGAAUGGGACAGCCUUUUAAAUACAUGACUCUUCAGAUUCAGAUACAGAGGACUGUCCUCUGUGAAGGAGGACACAUAGUCAGUGUAGCCUGUAAGGCUAUUUUAUGCUCCCAAAAUGUUGCUGCUUUUCAAAUUGGUAUACUGUAAAGUAUCUGUAUAAAUGUAUUUAUUGCAUACCAGAGCAGUUCAAGAAGCCAGAAGGCAAAACUUUAUCUCUGUUAUAUUAUUCACUGUAAUAAUAUGUUCUAUUUCAUUUGUCUCCCAACUGCACUUGAAGAAGCUGAGGAUAACAUACACACAGCCAUGCCCGCCCCCCGUUCUGAACCUCCAAAUUUUGCAACAACCCUGGUGCUUGUCAAAAAGAGAGUGACGAAAAUUGGGAGGGUAUUGAGACAAGGUCCUGUAAGGAAAGGGUAAAGCAGUUUAGAAAAACAAUAAUAAUUAUAUUUGUAUACUGCCCUUCAUCCAAAGAUCAGAGGGCAGUUCACAACAUCAAAAUACAAAACAAGAACACAAUAAAAUGUUCAGCCUGUAGAAGAUAUUAUGAAGAGGUAGUCUGACAGCCUUCUUAAGAUAUUGGAAAGCUGUCAAACAGAUCACAGAGCAAAGGAUGUGGAUGAACCUCUUGACCACACAAGUUGUUUGAUAGUUGAAUAGAUGGCUUGCAAUGUGGCAGACUUUCUAUUACAAGAUUUUACACAGAGGCUGGGUGGUCGGUCACCUAUCAGGGAUGCUGUAGCAGUGACUUUCCUGCACCAGCAGGGGCUUGGACUGGAUGACCUUUGACACCCCUUCCGAUGCAUAUUUUUGGCAUAGAGUAUGGUCCAUGGUCAUCAGGGAGCUUCCUGGCUUAAUGGGGAGCUGACCUAUGCCCACCUGGUCCUAGCUUGUCACACUAACUGCACUAACUGCUACACCAUACAUACAAUAUUCUGUAUAAAAUACUUCUUAACUACAACUACCACAUUGUAGAACUGCAUAGACAGCCUGCAUAUAUGAUUGUUACAUGCUCUUGAUCUCUUAGGUAAAACCACAAAUGUCACACCAGCUCAGUGACCGCUUUCACUGCCUACCCCUCAUGCUUAUGUGAAUCAUUUUGUGGUUCAGACACCAUAAAAGGGGGCAAAGGGAGAAACCCUAUUAUCUUCCAACUUACAGAUGUCUCUGUAGGGCACAUGGAGGUAAUACCUAGGUUAUUUCAAGCAAAUAGCUAGUUUUAUGCCUGCGUGAUAUAUGUGUGCGCGUGUAGAAGCUUGUGAGAGCAGAGACCUACCGUUUUGCUUAUGUUAUACUGUAAAGCAUUAGAUAGAUUAGAUUUUCUGACACCUUAAAAGUGCAACAGUUAGUGGCAUGUGAAAUGUCUCCCCUCUAUUGGCAGGUUGUGAACAUCCACAGGUACAUGUUUGUAAGCAGUGGUGCACCUGUUGGCAUUUCAUGGCCUCUUGGCCCCACUGUUUACAAUUACUUAGUUUGUUCAUAGCCAUGUGCCCGUGUGGCUAUAUUUUAUAUAUGCACCGUGUAAUCUUAUAAUUUAUACAAUGAACUGGAUUCUGGUCUAUGAAAUUAGAGCUGAGCUUAUGUAGCCAAAAAGACACUGUUCAUGCAUGGGGGGUGUGGGUGUGUGCGCGCAUGACAGCUGACUAGGGGUAAACCCCAGACCCAUCCAGGAGAGUCUAUGUUUCAUAUUUGGUGGGGUGAUGGAAGGAGCAUAUCACAUGGCAAUGUUUUGUUGCAGGUGCCGUUUGUGCUGCAAUUACAGGUAACUCGCAAUUUAAGUGCAUUUCACUUUAAGCACUUGGCAUAUACACACACACACACACAUAUACCCACAUAUACAGGGGGGGAAACUUUGGCAAUCCCACCUGCCAUUGCGCCCAGUGUGUUUUGACUAUACACGAUUUUGGCUUUACUCGUUUUCCGCGGAUUGUAACCCUGGCAUAAAUUGAGAGUAUAUUGUUAAUCCAAAGCCACUUUUUUUGCAACAAAUUAACAUGGUUUCAUUUCUGGAUACCUUUACGUUUGAUGAGUGUGUGAGCAGGAAUUUAUAUAUUGUUGUUUGCUACUAGUGGAAUCUACCCAGUGCCCCCGAGUCUAAUAUUAUUAAAACCAAGGAAACUCCUGGUUUCAUGUCUCACCGCAGCCCUCCAAUCAAUUCAGUUCAUCAGUCUCACUUUCAGUAGUCAGGGGAAUAACCAUACCAACCUGCCUUAUGGGAAGGCUAAGAAUGAUGAAUAUGUGAAGGGCUGGGGGAGUUAUAUUGGAAUUUAUUUAGUGCCAGAGGGGCUGUGACAUUCACAGCUUGCUGCAUAGGUUGCACAUGCAUGAGCAGUUGUGCGAUGUGGGUAGGUUGGUGUGAAAUCUAUUCUGGACUUUCUUAUAGUAAGUUUAAAUGUUUUGUUUUUCACGGAUGAAUGUGUAAUUGUACUUUAGGAGUAGAAUGAGCUCCAGUACUCUGCUUGUGGUUGGGAAAGUUUGGCUUUGGGUUCGAGGAAUUUCAGCCCUGCCGAAUGAGUCGGCAGAUUAACUCCUUUUAGGGACUCUGGAUAUGAGGUGCCUCUGAGUCAUUGUGCUCUUUACACUUUCAGUGGUAGCAUGCAUGCAUCCUGGCCAGCUAACUUCAAAUGAGUCCAUUCAGCAAAAUCUAAUCUCCAUGCAUCUUGAUGGCAUGCACAGCAGGCUUUGGUAGUUUGUGGGAAGCAUGCAACAGACACCGAUGGAGGGAAGUCGCUUGAACUGGGUUCUGCAGCAGUGGAACCUAUUGCAAAAGAAAAGGGAGUUUCGCUUUCCACAAAUCAUUUAAUCUCUGCAAUCUGUGAACUACUGUGGACUGCUUUAAUUGGUCGUACCUUCUUAUGACAGCUCAUAGUUGAAAUUUUCAACUAGGGAGUGUAUCUUAAUCAUCUGUUCUCACAGGGCCACCAGGGAGACUUCCAAAAAUCUCAUGGGAUUCAAAUCAAAAGAAUUCAGUGAAUACUGGCACAGUGAGGGCCAAUAUAACUUGCCCACUGGUUAAUAUUGGUGCAGUAUACUGCUUCCUUACUGGUUAGACAAUGGAUGGGCACUUAGUGACCUGAGAACUCCUUGCAGGCCCCUCUGCUGAUUUCUCCCAAGCCAAGACACAGGCUCAUGGCUCUCCACUCUCCAGUGUGAGCAUAGCCUUUGCCAGAGUUUUUGCCUCUUGUGUACUUUCGCUUAUGCACCCUGAUAGAUUAACAUGUAUAACGGGAGAAUGAAACCAAAGCAUCUGUUGCUGCUCUUGUGGGAGAUAAGGGGAUUAAAGAGCCCUUCCCCCGGGUCUUGCUCCUACAGGAAAGCAUCUCUAUGGAAAGUAAACAUGGCUGGCAUUGUAACUUUUGGUCAGGUCAGCUUAUGAUCCCCAUUACAGUUCUGAGAGGGGACUAGCUAGAAAAGCAACCAUUAUUUGUCAUGUAUAGACAUGAUUAAGCAUAGAGUUGUUUUAGGUCCACUAAAGGACUUGCAGAAACCCAGCAGGCUUCAACCUUUUUUUGGAAUAACAGCUCUCCAGGCUUUUCAAAGUCUCAAAGUUUCAAAAAUGGUCAGCCUAAAAAAUGGAGCUGCUGUUUGAGAAUCAUAAUAAGAUAUGUGGAGUAGGGCUUUGUGUAUUUUACAACCUGGUGACGCUUGUCCAGAAUACAGGCCAGAGUAUCUCGUAUGAGAGGGAGGAUAGACUGCCGUGGGGGGGGGGGGAUGCUCUUUUUUAAAAAAAAGUUAGGAAAGAAGUAGAUGUUUGGGGAGGGAGAACUUUCUGUGAAUUCCACCAUCUUUCAUUUAGACCAGUUAUAAGGACCUGCCAGAUGUUUUGGGACAACUCUUGUUGUCUAUUACCAUGGGCAGUGCUGGCUGGGACUGAUGAGAGUUGCCUUCCUGAUGUUUGUGGACAUCCACAGGUUUUCUGUCUCUGCUUUAGAUAAUAGAGUGUCCAAUAAGUCUGGCACUCUGUUUUGACUAGAAACUUGGCUGUGCGCUAAGAAAGAUGGUGGGGAAAUGGAAAGCAACCUCUGGGUUGAGAGCAUUCCCCUGACAAGAGACCAAAGUCUGUUGUGAAGAGCACAGGCACAUUUUGCACCUGGCUAUCGGCCACUUUCAGCCAGAUGCCAGGAUGGUGCCUGACAUCUCCACCAUGUGGAGGUGCACGCCUGGGGAUCAUUUGAUCUUGACUGUUUUCACACACUAGCAACACAUCUGUAGAAUUCUAUCCAUUACAUCUUAUCUGCACAAUCAGAAUGAAUUUCAGGAACCAAAAAGUCGUACAGCGAUUCCUUCAGUUAAGAAAUUAAUUCGUUAUGGAGGUCCCUUCUUAACCUGAAACUGUUCUUAACCUGAGGUACCACUUUAGCUAAUGGGGCAUCCUGCUGCCGCAGCGACGCUGACACACGAUUUCUGUUCUCAUCCUGAAGCAAAGUUCUUAACCCGAGGUACUAUUUCUGGGUUAGUGGAGUCUGUAACCUGAAGCGUCUGUAACCCGAGGUACCACUGUAUUGAAAAAUAUAACUUUCAAGCCAUUCGGCCCAAAAAUGGCAACCAGGCAUUCUGUUUUGACAACUGUGACCUUGGUUUAAGGCGCUGUUCGGCGCCUAGCUUAUAUAUCUGAGUUUCUAACACUGGAAGAGGGAUGGGAAGGGUUUCUAAAGGCACCCAUUGGAUUAUCUUGGCAAGCCAAGCGUCUUUCAACUUCAGCCCCAUCACCUAUAAAAUGGUGCUACACAUGCUUUACUUUACAUGUAAGCAGAACCCUGCAGGAUCACACUAGGCAUCUGUUUAGGCCAGAAUCAUGCUUCCCGUGGCAUUCAUUUGGAUGUACCUCAAGAGCUCACAAGCAGCACUCAAAGGCAGCAGCCGUCUCCCACUGUUGCCCCUAGCAACUGACAUUCGGGGCACGCUGCCUCUGAACAUGGAGGAUCGAAAUAACCACUGAUAGUUGUUGAUUGACGUAUCCUCCGCGAAUGACCAAGGUAACUGCGUGAAGCACUUUAAGCACAUGCACAAAAAAGCACAACCUGUGCUAACAAUGCCAAUUCGUUAGACGCUAGAGGAACUCCCCCUUCCCAGUUGUAGAACUGAGAUGCUUCCAAACACAAAAUCACUUCAAGCAAUCGUUUCAAGCAAUCCAAAACUUUCUCCUUCCUGUUUUCCAAAGCUGUUCCUCUUCUUUCAAAACUAAGCAAGGGGGAAACUAUCUUAGGGGGAACGUCCUAAGAAAAGAGACCUUUGCAAAUCAGGAAUUAGCUAAGCAAGCAAAAAUCCUUAUGCCAAGGGCAGGCCGUAGAGGACCUCUGUUAUUUGGCUGCCUCUCACACACACGAUUCUGCUUCCCUUCAAUCUCCUUGCUGGCUUCUUUUUUUAAAAAAAGGUUCUUGGAAGUAGAUAAAGAAGCAGAAAAUAGAGUAUUCCGUCCUCUUAAGGUGGAAAGUUGUGCCUCUUUUUGUGGAUGGAAUUCUGAGGCCCUCUUGUUUUGACAGUGCAGCCCUGCUUAAACCACUAGCCCAGUCUGUCUGAUGUGGUUUAGUAUUUAAUUCAUUUACCUUGCUUGCCCCUGCACCGGCAAAACCCGCAACUUGCUGGCCUGCUUGCUGUGUUUUCUUCCUUCCGUGUACAAGCUGUAAUGCAGCGAAGCCUUCCUUCUUGCAGUCACUUCCUAAACAUGAUGGACACCCGUGUUACCCAAUAGCAGUGCACAGUAUCAGCAGAGCCGUAGGCAAGGGAUAAUUAACCCUAUUUUGUACCUACAGAGAGACCAAAUGAGCAAGUGGAAAAAGGGGAUUGCUGAAAUCUGGACUUUGUCACAGAUAAAAUUGUUUUGGAACGGAUUGCAUCAGAAAAGCAAAGAGCUGAGCUGGGCUUUGUGAAAUGGUUUAGUGGCUUCAGAUCAUUAACUGAGAAAGGGUCUUGGCAGCAGCGGUAUUUCAUAAGAGCAACGGUUCUAGAGAUUGCAUUAUUUUCAGUUUUGCAGCCUUGGCUGUAUUGAGAGUUUCAUGGUGGUGGAAGAAACCACAGCUGCCCCCUCCACUUUAUGGAAGCGAUAAAAGAUUAAGGGCUAGGAAACUGCAUUAUUAAUGCUGUGUGGCAGCACAUGCUGAUGAUAUUUGCAGCAUCUUUAAAUGAACUCUUAGUGUGUUGUAUUUCAUGCUAGUGAGAUUUGCAGUAGUGAUAACUUGUCUUGUGCCGCCUGAACUCACUCUCCAGUUCUGGUUGAGCGGUGAGUCUGCAAGGUGCUGACCAUCAAACCUGGAGUAGCAGUUGUUCAGCGUCUGGAGAGCUCCUGGGGAAAGCAUCUAUCUAUGUUAAGUGAGGUUGCAAAGGCUUUAAAGCAGCAGUGCUCUGGGUUGGAGCUGCAUAUGGUGGCCCCAGUAUUCCCUCUGCCUUUUCCAUUGGGGACCCCCAAGAGAGCAAGGUGGUGGGUGAACUGAUUCAGACUCAUCAGCUGAAAAGCCUGGUCUAUACUUCUUGGAAGUCUGAUUGACAAACUUCAGAAAGGUUCCCUUAGACCAGGGGUCGGCAAAGUUUUUGCGGCUUGGGCCGGUUCACGGUCCCGCAGACGCUGUGGUGGGCCAGAGAGUGUGCAUACAUGUGCGCACCUGUGCAAACACUCCUUCUGGCAUGUAGGAGGCAUACACAGCUUCCCAUUGGCUGCAGGAGCUUCCUGCAGCCAAUGGGAAGCCGCCCAGCAUCGCAGAAGGCGGUCCCCGCUCCGGGCCGGUUUAGCUUGACGCAUGGGAGUCAACCAAGCAGGUGGUGGGGGUCCCCGAGCGGGCAGUGGGGGUCCAUGGGCCGGUUAAAUGACCCCCAUGGGCCUUAGGCCUUAGACCCUUUUCCCACUGGAUUCUCUUUUCACAUCUGAUCAUCUACCAAGGAGCCAAACAAUGGUAUAGCAUAUUCUGGGGAUGUCACAGUGUUCUGAAAGCUUGACUUACAUGGACUUGCGUUUGGUCCCAACCCCUACCCUGUAUGAGCAGCGGGCACUCUUUCAUAACACACCACACUUGAUGCUCCCCUGCCAUUGAGCAUUGCAGGAAAAGAUGUGUUGCAGUGAGCAUAAUGCUCGUUCAGGAAAUCAGUCCACCAUUAUUGAUCUCACUGAGGUAUCCCUAACAAGCUUCUGAGGAACCCCAGGGUUCUCUAGAAUACACUAAGUGCCAAUACUUAAGUGUUGAGUUUUAGGAGCAUGAUUCUUGCUUUGAGUGUGCAAGGACCUGGGCUUCAAAUUUGGAGACGCCUAUGCAAAACAGGUGAAUGAGGGCUGCAACCUUUUUGAAAUAGCAGAACAUGUGCUUUGAAUGCAAAAGGUCCCUGAUUAAUGGCAUCUCCCAUUAAAAGGACCUCUAGUAGCAGAUGAUGGGAAAUACCUAUGCUGGAGGUCCUGGAGGGCCACUUUCAGUUGGAGUAGACCAGCCUUCCUCAAUCUGGCUCCCUCCAGAUAUUUUGAUCUACCUGCUCCAGCCAAUAAGCUGGAUGAUGGGACCUGUAGUCCAAAAUAACUAAAGUGCACCUGCUUUGCAAAGGUUGGUGUGGAUAAUAGUGGGCUUGACGAAUCAAUGGCCUGACCUGGUCUAAGGCAGCUUCAUAUAUUCAGGUGGAUUACACUGCCAUUAUCCCUGUCCAUUGAUAGGUCAUAGAUCUUUGCCAAUCUGUGUUGUCCAAAGCACAGACAUGCCUCUCCCUCUGCAUUUAUUUCCUUUGUAACCAAAGACUAUCUGCAGCAUCUGCUUCCCAGACCACGGAAGACUCUCUGAUCCCCAUCCAGCCUUCUUCUAGAGAGCCAUGGUUUGGCAGAAGCCCCUCUCAGCUUGGUGGCUCCUGCCCAUUUUUCGCUGCUGGUUCUGAUCACUAGGGAAACAGGAACCUGGCCAGCUGGGUGAAUUCUCCCUGCUAUGUAAACACUGUGACUCACCUGUUUCCCUUUUUUUCUCCUUCCCACCACCACCACCAGUUCAAGGCAAAUGUUUUGCAUAUGCUCACCGUCUGUAUGAUUCUCAUAACUGCCCAUGUCCACCCUUGCUAUGUUGUAGUGGGUAACGGGCUGACCGUGUAUGAGUGAGGAUUGAUGGAGCAGGAGAAAAAAAUUGUGAAGGAUAGAGUGGAAGCAUCUCCCUGCAAGCAACGCUCCAUGCUUAAUGUUUACUGGCCCCUGUGAUUCCUUUUGUUGGACUUUGGUUACUGUGUUCAUUUAAAGAAAAAUACUGAAGUUUGGGAUAUUUUAUUAAAAGUAAAAUAAAAAAACACUAGGGAUAACUAUCUUAUGUUUCCAUAGAAGCAUAGCAAUGUAGAUAAAAGAAAGAAUAAUGACUAAAUCAUGAUCUUUUGUCUACACGGAAGUAAGUCCCAUUGUCUUCAGCGGGACUUACUUCCAGGUAAGUGUGUAAAAGAUUGCAACCUAAGCAGAAUAUUAGUUAAACGCAGUGGGUCUAUUUGUUUCAGUUGAGGGCUUAGGUCUGAAGGUGGCAAGAGAUCAAUACUUUUUUGUGGGGUGGGGGAGGCAGGUAUAGUUCUGCAUUUAAGGACAAAGUGGAGAUUGAUGACAAAGAGCCAUUGUGGUGUAGUAGUUAGAGUGCUGGACUAUGACUUGGGAGACCAGGGUUCAAACCCCCACUUGAUCAUGAAGAUCUCUGGGUAACUUUGGGCCAGUCACACUCUCUCAGACUAAUCUGCCUCACAGGGUUGUUGUGAGGAUAAAAAUGGAAGAGGGGAAUAAGUGCUUGUGCUACUUUGAGCUCUUUGGGGAAAAUGUGGGAUAUAAAUGUAAUAAUAAAUGAAAAUAAAUACUUAAAUAAAAAUAUACUACAAUACAGAAAUACAUUUGUAUUAAUGAAGUAAGGUUUCCUCCCUUGAAGAUUCAGUGGGAGAAAAAAAUGGAAGAAAUGCUUAGCAUUUGUCAGCUCAUAUUGACCAACACAGCGAACCACCAUCAUCUGUCAAACGCCAUUCAUCCAAUCUCUUUAUGUGAUGCCAGAUUAUGAAUGGUCUAUCACCCUCAACGUGUAACAUUUUUUUACCCAGGCAAUCCAAAAUCUGAACCCAGAGAAGCUGAAUUUGUCAACCUUACAACAGUGAGGGAAGUUUGUGCUCCUUAUCUUGUUGAGCAUGCUGUACUCUUGCCACAGGAGAGUGAUAUUUGGCACUGCUGGGCAACCUGAUUUAGUUUCCUGAAAAUGGCAGUGAUGUGGUCACUGUUGUGGGGUGGGAAAUUUUCCCGUGUGUUAUUUUCAGGCGGGGGCAGAGAAUCCAUUUUAGCAAAUGGAUGUCAAUUGUAAAUACAAUUAUUAGCCGAACUUUGCAGCUUGAAAGCUUUAACUUACAAGGGAUAAGGUGGUCUCUGAAGUAACUGGGUUUCUGAGCUGUAUAGAGAAUUCUAUCUUAGUAGGAACAUCUCCAAUUUAGCCCAGUAGCCAGAUUGGCGGCCAGGAUGUGUCUGCAUCCUGGCAGCUUCGCUGUGGGGUGCCACAAGGUGCUAUUUUAACAUCUGUAUGAAGCCAUUUGGAAUAAUCAUCAGGAUGUUUCUCUGUUACCUCUGAGUCAGGAGAGGCUGUGCAGAAGCUGAACCAGUCCUUGGAUGUAUGAGGACCAAUAGGCUGAAUAGGGACUCUGUUGGUGAAUGCUUGCCACUUUUGAAAAUUGAGGAGUUUACCUGUUCUAAUUGAUGUUGUAACUGUUAUGCCAUUCAAUGGGCUUGUUCAUUACACAUUUUAAUUAUGCAUUUUUAAUGUUGUCGAUGAAAUUUUAUACUGUGUAUUUUGAUUAUGGGUAGCUAUAUUUUUAUAAUGUGUAUUGUACUUGUUUCUUUGCUGUUGACUUUUACUUGUGACUUUGCUGUUGGCUUUUACUUGUUUGCAAACUGCCUUGAUUUUUCUUCUCAAAAUGAAAGACGGUAUAUACAUUAUUUUGAUAAUAAUAUUUUAAUAAAUUUCUCUGGCUGCUUCCUGGUGUCAGAUUAAAAAAAAAAAAAAGUUGGCCACCCUAGGCAGAAUCUUGGGAACCUGUUUUAAGUAUGGAUUGAUAGAACGGGGGAGCAUUUUCCUGUUUAAGCCUAAGGAACACCAGAAGCUGAGACGAGCCAAUGUGGUGUAAUUGUUAGAAUGUUGGACUAUGACCUGGGAGAGCAGGGUUUGAAUCCCCACUAAGCCAUGAAGCUCACUGGGUGACCUUGGGCCAAUCACCAUCUUUUUACCCUAACCUACUUCACAGGGUUGUUGUGAGGAUGAAAUGGGGGGGAGGAGGACCAUGUGCACCACCUUGAGAUCCUUGGAAUAUAAAGGUGAUGUAUAAAUGUAAUAAACACAAUAAAAUAAAUAAAUGAAGGCAGCCUGAACGAGUUUUUUCAUCCUUUCUCACAGGCGAGGGAAUGUACCUUGGCAAUCUUGAGUGAGUUACCCGUGCAGGCUGAGUCAAUAAUUGUACUGGAGAUGAGAAUAGUUGGCGUUCGUGGCUCCAGCAGCUUCAUUCAGACCACACAUGCAGGUUGACUUGUUGAUAAAAAGCUGGCUUCCGCUAAGAGAGAGAACUGGAUGGCCAAAAUGAUUUAUUGGUGCUUAUAAGCAGCACCAGCUUUUCAUGUGCUGGAAUGAGCCUCUGAAGCACCACGGCACAUUUUAAUUUUUUCAGCCUCCUUCCUGCCCAGCUGCCCUGGCGUUAUCCAGCAUUAUCUCAUUUAUUUACUAUAUUUCUUAUCCCACUUUUUAGAUAAUUGCUGUCUCCCAAAGUGGCUAGACUAAAAGAGCAGGAGGCACCAAGGAAAGGGACUGGAGGGGGAGGAGCUUUUCAAAGUGAGCUCUUGGAGAGCACUUACAUCUACCUGGGGCCAGGUUGUUCUUCCUUUGUUGGUGGUGUUGCCCGAAUAGCAAUGGGUGGCUCUUGGUCCUUCAGCCAGUGUGGUGUAGUGGUUAAGAGCGGUAGUCUCGUAAUCUGGGGAACCGGGUUCGCGUCUCCGCUCCUCCACAUGCAGCUGCUGGGUGACCUUGGGCCAGUCACACUUCUCUGAAGUCUCUCAGCCCCACUCACCUCACAGAGUGUUUGUUGUGGGGGAGGAAGGGAAAGGAGAUGGUUAGCCGCUUUGAGACUCCUUAAAGGGAGUGAAAGGCGGGAUAUCAAAUCCAAACUACUCUUCUUCUUCAGCCAGUGGAGGGGACCAGACUCUAGAGUGUCCCUUGCUUGCUUCUGCGUUCCCUGGGGCUGGAACGGCAUGUCUACUCAGGCAGGGUGGGGCCAGGUUGGUCUCCUCAUUGCCUUAAUAUUCUUCCUGGGAGGAAGCCACCCAGUGGCCCUGGGUUCUCUGGCCUGAUAGCAGAAGUCGGAGUUGUGCUUAUCUUCUGCUCUCCCGUCCCAAAGCACCAGAAGCAUUUCUGCAAUACUGCUUGCCUGCAGCUUUAAAAAUAAUAAUAAAUUACCCACUGCAGGUAACUAUUUCAGCAUGUUUUGCUUUUUCUGGUGUGCUUUAGUGACCAUUCUAUUUUCCUCAAACAUGUCUGUCAAUAUGGUGGCCAGGAGCAGGUCCCUGGUUGUUGAGAGUAGCAGAGAGAAGUGCACAGUUCUCUCUCUCUCUUUUUACAUCCCUGAUGACGGCUUUUGAUCAGGUUGAGGAGCAAGACAGUGGGGUUAGGGGAAGUAUCCUGGAUGUUUCCAGGCUUGCAAUGCUGUAUUUGUUUUGACCAUUUACUUUUGACAGCAGUUAUAAAUCUCAUGGCAUGCUGUCACGUUUGGUUGACUCCUCUUGGUUUUCAUGGCCAAUCAUGACUGUAAUGACUUGCAAUAGUUACACUUGCUAAGUGGAAAUUCGUAGCAUUGAGCAUGGAUGUGGGAGAGCCGGGUUCAAAUUUCCACACAGCCACUAAGUGUCCUGAAUUGUCUGUGAUAAGUUGCUGUCUCUUGGCUUAGCUUCAUAGAGGAUGUUCUGAAAACAUAAUGAGCAAUGUAGAAUAAUGUCACAUAUUAAGGACUAUCAGAAUUAAUAACAGUUUACUGUUGUGCUCUUGGUGGUCAGUGAUGAUCAUUAGAUGUUUCCUUAGUAGGUACUAAUGGCUGGAAGCCAGUGUUUGGGGGCUACAGCUAGUCAGGAUUUUCCAUAGUGUGGAUGACAGUGUGGGGAAAUGAAAAUGAGCAAUUUGGAGAGAUUUAGUAUAAUGCAAUUGAGAGAGAGAGGUCUGAGAUUCCCAUCUUCCCCAGAAGUUAAUAAAAUUAGAUAGCUAGAUAGAUAGAUAGAUAGAUAGACAGACAGAUAGAAGUUUUUCUCCUGUUCUCAUAACAGUAGAAAUCAUAGACAUCCAGUGAAGCUGAAUGUUGGAAGAUUUGGGACAAUUUUAAGUCUUUCAGCCAGCACAUUGUUAAAACUAUAAAACUCACUCCUGCAGGAAACAGUGAGGGCCACCAACUUAGAUGGCUUCAAAUUCGUGGGAAAGGUUAUCAAUGGCUGCUCUCCAUGGUGACUCUGUUCUGCCUCCUCAGUCAGAGGCAGCAGUGCUUUGCAAUACCAGUUGCUGGAACCUGCAGGAGGGGAGCCGGCUCUUGUGGUUGUGGCUCUGCUGAGGGUUUCCCAAAGGCAUCAGUUUGGCCACUGUGAGAUGCUGGACUAGCUAGGCCAUUGGCCUGAUUCAUCAGGCUCUUCUUAGGUUCUUAUUUCCGCCCUGUAGAGAUGCAACCAAAGUGCUGCACAUCCCUGCUGCUGCCUCAUGCAAUCCAUCCAUCCAUGCAUUCAUACAUGCCAAAUAUGAGAUUCUGGUGCAGCAGCAAAAGCAGGAGACAUAAAGAUGCAGCAGGUGACCUGAAGGCGGGAGGAAGUCGAAGGGCGUUCUCAAAAAUAGCAGCUGGUUGGGUGGGCAGAUGGAAGAGCAGCAACUCUCAGCCUUUGGACUUUCCCAGUCCUGCGCCUUCCUCCCAUCUCUGAGCAUGCUUCGGGUUAGCCUUCCCAUCAGCUGGCAGAAGGGAGGGGAGAAGUGCUUUGAAUAUUUCCAGGUCCAGGAUCAAAAGCCUUUUUGUGUCUGCUAGUGGGAUGUGGCCUUCUCUCCCUCCCUCCCUCUCACUUUUUUUUUCUGCUUCCCUUUUCUGGUAGAGCCCUGCCAAGUACAGGAAGACUCCAGUGUAUGCCUCUCCUUAUAGGGGUUGGGGUGGGGAGGCAGGGAGGAGGAGGAGGAAGUGUUUCUGGUUCUGUGGGAAUGUGAGCUUUCUCCCACUCUGUAAACAGCUGGUGACUCAUUGCAUAGCUAUGGCACCAAAGGGAUGCAUGGCCUAAGGCAUGCUGUGUGUGUGUAUGUGUACAUACACAGGGAAGGGAACUGAGCUUGUUUUGUUCCCGCCACAUCCCCGCUCUGCUUCCUUGACUUUCUCUCCGAAAACCUUUGGCGGGAGGAGAGAGAGAGACCCUGCGGAGUUCCUGCCUUCAUGCCCCUCCUGCCUGCACAACCUGCCUUCCACACGGGAGGUGCCCGGGGCAGCAGCAAGGAGGCUUCCAUGGUGCACGGCAAAGUCCAAACAUGAGGGCGGGAGAGGAGAGCUGCACAGAAAUGAGCAAGGGCUUGGGAAGGGCUCUGCAAAUCCAAGGUAACGCUGCUGGGCUCCUUUCCAGCUCUCUGCAAAGCUCUCUACCGCCUCGCCCCACCUUUUCUCAUUUCCUGUUAUGUGGCUUGCCUGUGAUUUUCGCUCCUCUGGCUUUUAACCGCUCUCAGCUGCCCUCCAAAGCCUCCUGCUUUUCUCUCCCAGAGAUCCUGAGGCCUAGAACCCCCUUGCAGCCUCCCUGUGUGGGGGAUCCUCCGAUUCUCUUGCUCUUCAGUACCCACGUUUGUUAGGCAGUCCUUGCCUUUGCCCCCUGCUUCUCAUCCCAAGAAGAAAUGGAUUCUAGGUACCUUGGCAGCCCUGGCUCACAUCAAGCUUAGGACACUGCUACUGCACUCGGUGCUUGAGUUAUAUUGAUGCUGCUGUAGAAAUAACAGUUCCCUCCACUUCCUAAAAUAUAUCCCACAAUUCCUCAGCCUGUUGAGUCCUUCCCUUUUCUUGCAUCUUCUUCAUUCUGUCCUCAUUUGCCUCCCACACCUUGGCUACCUUAGUAAUGGAUCUGUAUCGCCUACUAGUUUUGUCAGUUCUGUUCGUCUUUCCAGUUCCUACAGGGAUUGGCAAAUACAGUCACAUUCAGUGUAUCAGCACAGAGUUGACCAGCGGCGCAGAAGAGCCUCUGUAAGCACCUACAGACUUUCAGAGUUUUAAAAUAUUUGGGCUGCAUUCUCACACUGCUACCCAGGAUUACUGGGAGCUGUGCUUGAUUUCUAACAGGUGUCCAGACUCUCAAACGAUGCCUCCCUGUUUUAACCGCAAGGUGUGGUUGCUUAGCAGUGAGGGGAAGGCACUCUGUAUCUACUCAGAGGUACUUUUCUUUAUUGUAUUACACCAGCGACUUCCAAACUUUUCCAUGUAUGGACUACUUGGAAAUUGCUGAGGGUUUUGGUGGACCACUUAAUGAUUUUUCUGACUGCUGUAGUAAUUGUAAUGCGCUGUGCUACAUGAUGUGCGAUUUUAAAUGCAUUUUUGCAGAAAUGCAGUGGAUCAGCUGAAUAACGCUUACGGAUCACUGGUGGUCAGUGGACCAUUUUGGGAACUUCUGUAUCACACUAUUCCACAUCUGUUUCUUUAAAGAAGCAUGGCCGUAGUUCAGUGGGAGUUUCUGGAGGAGAGAGGCUAGGCCAUCGCUGAGCACCUGCUUUGCAUGUUCAGUUCCUGGCAUCUCCAGGCAGGGCUGGCAGAGACCCCUGCCUGAAACCCUGGAGAGCUGCUGCCAGUCAGGGCCAAGAGUGCAGAGCUAGACAGACACAGUGACCUGACUUGGUGCAAAUCAGCUAUGUCCCCAAGAAGUGCAGGGCCCCUGAAAGGGAAUGUUUUCAUUUUCACAGCAGCAAUCCCUUCUCUCGUUUUCAAUUUUGCGCGCAUGUCACGUGAAGCUGAACUGUGUUGAUCACCACAAGUGAAGGGAGAAGCAUUUGUGGCUGAGCCAGACCGGCUCCCACCCCCCAACCCGCCCCGCCCCUGCUCAAAUUCCUCCAUUCAGCCUGCUGGACUUCCCCCUUUCACUUUCUCUAGGGGGGCGGGAAAGAGUGUCCUGAAACCAAUUGAGUUUGUUGACUCUCCCUUUGUCCUCCCAGUGUCUUUGCACAGAGAUGACCCCAAGUCAUGAUUUGCUUUUGGGCUUCUCUUGUUUCCAUGGUUACCGUCUCGGGGUUGGCUACUUUCCCAAGGUCACCAUGGCAACUAUCGGAAGGGAAUCAUGCUUGGGAUGCUUUGGCUGAGUAUCCUUUUUUUAAAAAAAAUAAAUGAAUGAUUAGAACGUGUGACACGAUGUAGAGGUGGAUGGAGACAAGUUUUCCUUCUCCGGAAGGGAGCUUGUAGGGGAGAAGGGAGAACUCGGUCCAGACUGUCUUCUAAGGUUCCUUACGCCCGGUGCUGCAGCUUCUGAAAGCCGCCUGUGCUUGCUAGGCGCGACAGCCCUGAGCGCCCAGACCCUCCGCUCCCCCGGCCCAGGCUGGCAGGGGAGAAGGAAGCUGCUGUGAUGUCACAGCUGCAUUGCCCUCUCCCCCUUCUCCUACAGGCGCUCCAACUGUGUCAUCCAUCCGUGCUGCGCGAUGCAGGUGGAGGCUCUGCCGCUGAGGUCUAGACAGGCAGACUGCCUCUCCUGCGCUGAUUGAAGGGGUGUAGUUUGCAAAGUGUACCUGAGGUGAGAGUGAAGGGCAGCCGUCCUCAGGGCGAGUGGGGAGGAGGCGUCGCUGCUGGGUGCCACAUUUCCACACAGCGGGGAAGAUCAGAAGGGCACCCCCUCCCUCAGCCUUAGGGCGAGAGAACCCCACAAAGUGAGGAGAACGUUGCAUUUUUCUCUUUCUCUUUUGCAACCUGUUCCACCAUCCUUGUCUUGUCGUCUUGUGAUUUUUUUCCUGUGUGAUUUGUUUGUCUGCCUUGAGAUUUGGGAGGCUUACAGGUGGUGGUGGGCAGAGGUUUGUUCACUUUUCUACUUGCACUGUUGAAAUCUUUAGCAGGGUGGGGACUAAGGCCAGAGGUUAUCAUCCCUUAGCUCUUAGGUGACCUUCGUGUGAGGUGGUGGGGUGUCUUAAGUAAAAGUUUGUGUUUGUGUGUGUUGUUUUUUUAAUUGGGGGGAAAAACAUAUUCCCUGUUUCUGCUAUCUGCUAACCCUGAUUCUGUAAUUGUAAUAAAUUUGUGCAGAUUUCCAAGAUACUAUUGCAUGGUUUUUAAAAAACUGUACGGAGAAAAUAGCAAUCGGCUAGAGCUGUUGAGAUUGGGGAAGAAAAGGUUAGCUUUACGGAACAAACGGCACCCAGACAAACAGAUAAGGAACUGUUCCAAAUUUAGAAACCCCCUCACUUAAACCGUGGGGGGAGGAGAGAGAGAAUCAGAUUGGCAUCAUGAAAUGCUGGAAUCCAGGAUAAGCAAAUUGAUAAAAAUUGGGUCUAAAGUCUUUGUAGGCCUGUGGACACAGUGAUGUGGGAGAUGGAGGAGCUCUUCCCUACCUCAGUAACUUGGUAAUUACAUGAAAAUCCUGGACAGAAAUGAUGUCUAUCUCGGGCUGCUUUCUCAUCUUCUCCCAUCUUGCCACUCUGAUUUCUUUCUGAGCGUGGAUUAAGCCGCUGUUGUGUUCGGUCCUAUCAGGUGUUCUGGUUUGUUAUUCCACAAUCCUUCCCUAGCCUAAUAGCCAAAAACAUCACCCCAGAUUUUGUUUGGGUUCCAUGCCUUCAGGCGCAAAGCACCUUAGUGGCAGAGCGCAUCUUUUUCAGGCAGGAAGAGGAACUCAGAUCCAACCCUGGCACUGUACCUAAAAUGAUUUGUGGUUGCAAGACUAGUAAAGGUGGGAGCAUUGGAGAGCUGCUGCCCAUUAGGACAGACAACACCAGGCUAUGUGCACCAGUGGCCCUGAGUCUGUAUAAAGUGGUUUUCUAAUAGGGAAGGGUCAUAGCUCAGCUAUGAAGCGCUUGCGAAAGGUCCCAGGUCCAGUCCCCAGCAUCUCCAGAUAAGGCAAAGAGUGUCUCCUGUCUGGAACUCUGGACAGCUGCUGCCUGUCAGUGUAGACAAUACUGAGCUAGACAGAAGGUAGCUUCCUAUGUUCCUAUAUAUGUACAAUCUGAGAUAUUGAUACUUUCUUUGUCUAGUGAAUGCUGGCAACUAGCUGUGUGUUGGGCUCUCAUGCCUAACAUGAACACACAGAGAAUGCCUAUUCAACAAGGAAGGUCCAGUGUUACAUACCCAGGGGUUUGUAUGCAAGUUCUUAGACACACAUACAGGGUGAGUCUUUUAAAAGAGGCCCCAUGGAACAUGUGUACUCUGUAUCCACGGGGCCCCUAUUAAAGGACUCACCCUGUAUAAUCAGUGCUGCUUCUUUCUUUAAAUGAGCUCUGGUUGCAUGUCUGUGAUGUCUAAUAGGAUCACUGAGAAUGGGGAAUCCCUGUCUUUGCCUGUAAUAACAUAGGUGAGACUGAAAUCAUAGACCUGUUUAUCUCAUUUAUUUAAAUAAUUUGUAUCCUGCUUUUCAAUUGAGGAAAAGUUCCCUAGCGUGACUUACAGAUUGCAUUCCUGAGGGCAGGGAUUGGUUUUAAUAUUUUAGUUUAUUUUUUAGUAAUCUAAAAAGACACUUCACAUAAGGAAAAUGGAUUGGGAGGGAGGAGGAAAUCAGGGACAACUUGAGAGUUAGAAGUUCUAGUAGCUCCACUCAAUGCCCCAACUAGCAUAAAUGGCUACUGAUGGCCAGGGUAGGGCAUAAUGUUGCUUCAGUUCUCCCUCCCCACAUCCUGCGUCUUAUAUUGUAAAAAGGCUAGUUUUGUUAAUUUAUUCUCUUUAAGGCAGCAGUUUUCAUUUCAUGUUGGGGUUGUGGAGCACCAGAGGGAGGAAGUACAGAGUUCCAGGAGUGGUACAGAAGAAAGAGCUUCCCCAGCCCCAAACUGAUUGUCCCCUAACAGAAGGCAGUGCAGAUCAAUGAGACUAAGUCUGUGUUUGCUGUGGAAUGACGCAAGACUACAGUGGGUUUUAAACUUACAAGCGGGGGGCAUCAGAGAGAGAUUGAGCCUGUGCCAUCCCCAUCCCCGCUCAUUCUGGUGCUGAGAAAAGUGACAGGGAAGCCAGCCAUACUGAUAAACCACAACAGAUCAGGAGGUGCUUUCUGGCCUUUAAAGAUCCCCUGAAUGAAACUGAGCAACUAGGGGAUUCUGUUUUCACUGCUGAUUGUGUACUAGCACUUCUCUGAUACAGCAGGAUCUGAGCCUGACACAUCUACAAUGCUCAUCCACCCCAGCCCAAAUUGGGAAGCCCAGGAAAAGCACAGCAUUCUCCUAAUGAUGUUUCCCCACAAGUGGUUCUAGGAUGAGGUCUCGAAUAAGGUCUCCUUGAAUUUAUGCCUUUUCUAAUACCACUGUUGGAUAAUUGGCCCCCAUCUUUUGGUGGCACACAUCCAUCCACACAUACCUUAGGAGCCUGUAUAUCCGUAUGAUCUCUUGUGGGCUCAGUGGUUGGCAAGCUGGCUUACGUGGUUCCGGAAAUGAGCAGAAAGACAAGGGAAAGAGUUCAAAAAAUAAUGGAGGAGCAUUGCCUUAAAUAGAUUUGACAUAUAAAAGAUAUGUGACGUUCUCUGAAUCGAAAUGCAGCCAUAUGAAUGUGGUGGGGGAAAUGUCCCAUGUAAAAUGUCUUUUCUGGGUCUGUUUCCUUUCUCUAAACCUGUUGCCUCUCUCUCUCUCUCUCCCCUUUUUCUCUUCCCAUCUAGUUGCAAUUUCUGAGCAGUUCUGUCCAGGUGACCGUACCCAGGUUAUGACGACUAAUCCAAAACCAAACAAAACAUUAAAGGUAAGUAAAGUGGCAUAAAAUGGGGAAGUGGAACUUGCAACCCUGCAGGUGUUGCUGGACUCUAGCUAUCAUCAGCCCCAGCCAGAAUGGCAAAUGGUCAGGGAUGCUGGGAGUUGUAGUCCAGGAACAUCUGGAGGACUACAGGCUUCCCCCCCCCCCCCAUUCUGAUAUAAAGCAUAGAUGGCUUUCUAAGGAAAACUGAGACAAGUUCAUGGAACCUCCAUGGCCAGAGGCAGUAUACCUCUGUGUGCCAGAUGCUGCAGGUGCCCAGUAUCUUCACACCUUGCUUGUGAACUCCCACAGCAGCCUUCCUUUAACUUAGUGUCAUCCUUACAUUCCAGGUUUCAGCUUCCAUUCGGGUUGCAACUCCUGGGUUGCAACAGACCAUUGUCUGUGCUGGUUAGAGGAACUGUAAUCCAAAACAUCUGGAGAGCACUAGGUUGGGGAAGGCUGUUUCAGAGGCAUCUGGCUGGCAUUUGUUAAACAGAAUGCGGGACACAAGGCUUUUUUUUAAAAAAAAUAAAUGUGUGUGUUCUGCAUGAAAAUAGUUUUCAUGGUGGCGGAUCUCCUAAAUCACAAGCGGGGAAUCUGUAGACCUCUAGGUAUUGUUGGACUGCAACUUCCAGAGUCCCUGACCAUUGGCUAUUCUGGCUGGCACUGAUGUGAGCUAGACUCCAUCCUGUGGAGUGUCACAGGUUCCCUGUUCUAAAUUAUCACCUUCCCCAGUGGUAAUUCUUUAAAAUACAUUGUUCAGUGCCAAGUUCUUUUACUAGCAGAUAACGCAGUGAUACAGCUUUCCUUCAGAAGAGAGUUUUUCUUCAUCACUUUUAAAAGAGAAACUAAAGAUACCUAUGUCUAACUUGCUGGAGACGAGGACAAUAUUCUAUAUCCGGACCUGAGCUGAAGUGAAGUUUUACGCAGUUCAUGGACUCUUGCAGGAAAAUUCAUGCCACACACACAGGCUGGGGACCAUAGUGUGGUGGUAGGGUGCAUCUUUGCAAGGCACAAAUUUCCAUAUUCAGCCCCCAGCAUCUCUAGAUAAAAGGAUUUUGGUUAUUGGGCUGGAAAGCACGUCUACCUGAUGCCCAGUUGAUCUGCUGUCAACCAGCUCAGGCUAGAUGGACUCAUGGUCUGAUUCCGUGUUAAACAGCUUCACACGCUCAGGUCCUGUAACAGAUUUCCUGGAUGUCUUCAUAUGGCCAUGAAUUUCCGUGCAUAAUCAUCUGAGUCAUUUCCCUUUCCAUUCCUCGUGGAAGAGGGACAUGGGAAGCCCUUCUGAGGUACAACAUCCUGAGGUUGACGUGGCUUGUGGAGAGGAAGGAAGGAGCCACUCUGCUGCUUCCUGCCCUGCAGCUAGCAGGAUGUCCUCAUGCCGCUGUGGGAAGUGGGCAAAAAGCAAAGGCCCAUUGGCCCACUGGAAAAAUGCCAAAAUCCCUUAUGAGGGCAGCAUUCUUUUAUUAGUGGGACCUGGAGUGGCUGAACACUCAGCCCAUGAAACGCUGACGUUUCUUAAAAUAUAUCAACGUGGUCCUUUACACAGGAAAUCCAUUUUAUUUUUUUAAAAAUCCAUCAAAUUCACAAUACCUGGGUGGUUUUGGGGGGGUGGGGCAGCCCCCAGAAUAAGACUGAGCAUGGGAUCAUAGAAUCUUAGAAGUGGAAUCAUCUAGUCUAACUCAGCUAAAGCAUCCAUGACAGCUGGCCAUCCACCUCUGCUUAAAAAUCUCCAAGGAAGGAGAGUACACCUCUCAUGAGAGUCUGUUCCACUGUCAAACAGUUCUUGCUGUCAGAAAGUUUUUCUGUCAGUAAGUUUAGUUGGAAUCCCUUUUUUUGUAACUUGAAACCAUUGCUUCAAGUCCUACCCUCCAGAGCAGGAGAAAACAAGCAUACUCCCUCUUCCAUGUGAUAGCUCUUAAGAUGGCUAUCACAUAUCAUCUCAGCAUAGGUGAUAAAUGGGAUUUGGGGGGGCGUGGGGCGUGAUGGGUUCACUGCUGAGAAGACCCUGUCAUUUGUUGCUAAAGGAGUACCUAGAGAAGGGCUUUAGCAGAAUAUCAUAACCUAUGUGGGAAGACUCAGUUCAUAAGAUAUUUGGCUCCCAAGGCAUUUAGAGCUUUUAAAAGUUAACAUCAGCACUGUGAAUUGGGCCCAGAAGCAAACAGAUAGCCAAUAUUAAUUUAUUUACAUACUGCAGUUGAGCAUUUGACUGAUUUAAAUAGCUGUUCAACAGUGGGACGGACUCCCUCCGAAGGUGGUGAAGGUUUUUGAACAGGUUGGAUGACCACCUGUUAUGGAUUCUUUAGCUGUGUUUCUGCAUUGCAGGGGGUUAGACUAGAUGUCUUUUGGGGUCCCUUUCAACCCUAUAAUUCUGUGAGAGGAGGAAAGGAUUUGGUCAAUUAAGCAGAUCAAAUACAGGUCAGGUAUUUUUUAAAGCACUAACUUUAUCACAGCAGCAGAAAAAGAAAAGUUACUGCCACAUAUCUGAAUUAUAAAAAAUGAAUGAUACUGCUAUUUUUUGUGAAAAAAUGCUUUUUUUAAAAAAGUAGUACAUUACCAUAACUUUUAACCAUGUUGGUUCAGGUUUUUUAUAAAUGAUGAAUGAUUAUUGUGAAUAAUGCUUUGGACUCAGAGGGAAGAGUCAGGUGUAAAUGUUGACUUGGGUAGGAACUACUCUGCACCAAGUGCCACUCACUGGAUCAUCUGCAGAUUUCAAGUAGAAUUCUCCAUCUGAGUUCCUGCAGAUGAGGAAUUCUGAUGCAGAACUCUGAAACUGGGUAGUAGAGACUCACAAAGAAGUGGUCAGAGGCAGCCAAUUACUAUUCCAAUCAUUACACGUGAGGAAAACUGAGGCCAAGAGAUUAAGUGAUUAGCAUAAGGAAAGCAGUGACAGAGAAGGUUGCUUUUCUUACCAUUUUACUCGCUAUUUGGGGCCAGGGACUUUUGUUGAUUUACUGCAAAUAACCCAGAGAUCUACCACUAAAACCCAACAUGCCUCCUUCCUGCUCUAGUAUAUCUUCGCACGGGAAAAGGCAUUCCCAGAGAUACUUUGGACCCAAACAGUUUAGACUUAUAGAAGUCAAAGCCUGCACCUUGAUUUGAGCCCAGAACUGCUCUAGAAGCCAGUGCAGUUGCUGAACAAGUAUAAUACGGUUUUGUCAGCUCAUCUUGGUCAGAAGAGGGACAGCAGUAGUUGGAACUAAUUGGACAGCCUUCAAGAGCAGUUCCAGAUAUGAUAGCAAAUAAUCAGGAAGUUACCGAGGCGUACAGGAUAGCAAGGCUGAGCAAUGGUUAGACCUGGGAUAGCUCUUAACCUCAGGGUCGUGGGUUCAAGCCCCAUGUUGGGCAACAGAUUCCUCCACUGCAGGAGGGUUGAGCUAGAUGGCCCUUGUGGUCCCUUCCUGUUCUGUGAUUCUGUGAUCCAUACGUUGCCUUUGUGACAUUGGUGUCUGCAGGUCAAGGAGGAGUCGGGAGAGAACGCCCCGGUGCUCAGUGACGAUGAACUCGUGUCGAUGUCUGUGCGGGAGCUGAACCAGCACUUAAGAGGUCUCACAAAAGAGGAGGUCAUCCGCCUGAAGCAGCGGCGGCGCACGCUUAAGAACCGGGGCUACGCCGCCAGCUGCCGCAUCAAGCGUGUGACGCAGAAGGAGGAGCUGGAGAGGCAGCGGGUGGAGCUGCAGCAGGAGGUGGAGAAGCUCGCCCGGGAAAACAGCAGCAUGAAGCUAGAGCUGGACGCCCUGCGCUCCAAGUACGAGGCGCUGCAGACCUUUGCCCGCACCGUUGCCCGGGGGCCCAUCACUCCAACCAAAGUUGCCGCCACCAGUGUCAUCACCAUCGUGAAGUCGGCAGAAAUCUCGUCUGUUUCUGUGCCAUUUUCAGCGGCCUCCUAGUGUCCAAAGUGGCAGAACUAGCAGCCCUUUUGGAAGGGAGAGUAGGAUCUCGUUGAUGGGUUUAGGAGCCUGCCUUCCUGAAAGAUCAGCGAUCCAUUUUCUCCCCCAAAGCUAGCAAGUGGACUCUGCAAAGGGGGAAACUAAUGGGCUGUUCUUGCUGGGCACUUCAGGUUCGGUCAAGCCGCUUGCGGCUGAAAUGGGAAUGCCAUAUCGAGUAGUAGGUAUUGCACGAGGGGUCUUGCACAACUCCUCCUCACAGCCUCUUUAAGUCCCAGGCAGCUCCCCAGUCGAGAGAAGACAUCAGGGUAUUCUCCAGAACAUUUUGGAGUGAAACUGAACCACUCAGAAACGGAUGGCCUGGCAGAAUUGACAGGCAAGUUGAAUAAAUGAAGAACAGCCUCUUCCUUCUUUCAGGAAAAAAAAAAAUAUGUCCGAUCGUAGUCAGCUUUAUGUCAGUCACAGAAUGAGCAAUUGGCUCUGGAGCAGCUUAUACUGAGAGUUCAUCAGAAUGUCAUAGAACAGUGUCUUAUCUCUCCAGUUAUGGAAACACCUUCACAGGUGAAUUUCCACCUUUGGUGUGGUUAUCUCCCCUCCCCUUUGCCGUGUGGCUUAGCAAACAGAGCAGUAUCUACAAUGCAAAAAUGUCUCUCUAGCUACUUCCCCACAAUGUGCCUGUGAGUCAGAUGUCUUUUUAAAAAUGUAGUCUUGUUACUUCUAAAUCAAUAUUCUCUCUUUCUCUCUCUCUUGCUUUCUCUCUCUUUCUCAUAACAAUAACUAUUAGAUCUAGACCGAACAACGCUGCAGAGAAAAGGAAAUGGGAAAGUGUUAAGAGUGUGGGAUGUGGGUGGGCUGUAAAAAAGAGAGAGAUACUGUUAACGGCAGGAAGCCUGUGCUCUGACAAGGUGUUCUCUUACAGGGUCUGCUAAAAGGCCUGUAAAGCAGAAGCAUGCAGGAGAAGACAAGAAAGUUUCACGUAAGAGACAGAAACAAGUGUGACAUCAACACAAAGCCUUAACAUAUCCUCUUUCUGACUUCACAAGAGCUCUUUUUGGUGCUCUUUAAUGCCAAAAGACAACAUAUGGCAAAGAUGAGUGAUGAAAACAAAGAGCAGUGUUCUUGGACGAGCUGCCUAGUAGAUGUAAAUAUCUACAAGGGAACAGAUCUUUGGAGAUAAUCUCAAGACCAGGGCAUAGAUGAAAUGUUGCCAAGGAAUGCAAGAAGGUUUGAAAAUGCAGGAAGGUUUCUUUCUCAAGUAAUUGCAAAGUUGGGACAGGGGAUGAGUGGAGAAAUGUGUUUCGUGGAUCUGAGACAGGAAGGAUUGGAACUGAUUGGUUCGUGGUGGGGAGGGCAGAAGAGGACUGGGGAGGUGGGGUGGAAGAGUGGAGGGAGAGGAAAACAGAGAUUUUUGAAUUUAGUGGGGAAAGAGAGGAGUUAAAGUUUGUAAAUGAGUUUGUAAAAUCCAAGGAAGUAAGGAAAAGCAACAGGUUUUCAGAUUAAAUGAAAAGGAAGGACCUCGUACAAGUUGACUUAAGCUGUGCCUGCAAGACAAAGUAAUCUUCCUUUUCCUUAGCAAAAGGUACUCCUGUAAGGUUCCCAGAUAAAAAGAGGGAGGCCCCUGAGGCUUGGAGCCAAAAUGCCCCAUGUGGCAACACUUUAGAUGGCCUGCACCAUUUUAGACUGCUGGUAUAAGAUAGGACCUUUUGAAUGCUUCUUCUCCACCAGAUACUCGACACAUAAGCCCCAAGUAAGCAUACCAGAAUAAAAAAGCUACCCUGGAAUUUCUCCGUGACUUGCUCCUUUUGGAGGAUGGCAUCCUUUUACAGGGAAGAAGCUCUGUUUUGCACAUUAUGCGCCACUCUGUAUAUUGAUAACAGGGCUGGAGAACUUCCAAAACAGAGCUGAACCAUUGCAUAUUGCCAGUGCGGCAAUCUGUGACGUGGAUUUGAACCACGGCGGGCCAGUGAAGAUGCUGGUGGCGAUUUAAACCUUGUGUGUGUUCCCAUAUAGCCAAUGCCAACUUUACUCUCACUCUGUGUGUGCGUUUGCUGCUGCAGGAGUGAUACUGCCUGACACACCGCUGCUUGACACUAUCAUGGAUGGUGGCAAGCACAGACCACACUCCCCUUAAUGGAGUUAGGAAUACAGAUGGUAUAUCGCCCAUGGCAGUUGGGUGCUUGUACAGGGCAGAUCCUUUACCAACGCUGCCGCUAACGCCUACUGUGUCUACACGCAAUAAGAGUUAGCAGGGUUGCACACUUGCAACAACCGCAAUGAAAAUAAAACAAAAACCAAGUCAUCUAUUCAAGACUUAAAUUCCUACCAGCCCACUGUUCUGGUGGCUUAUUUUCUGAGUCUUGAGAUGUGACUUUUUUUCAGGAUUACCUCAUUUCUUUCCAGGCCUCACAUUACCCUCUAGAAGGCAAGCCGAUGUCCUGUGUUUUAACCCAUGCCUUUUUUGACCCCCUCAGCAAAGGUUGAGGAAGAAAAAAAAAUCACACAAUAUUGCUCUUAUUUCCUGUAAAAAAUUAUUUUGGAAAAUGCCCUGGAUCUCUGCAAGCUUCUCGAGUUCUUAAAGCGGAGAAAGGUUUUAGAUAAUUUGUACUGUUGGAGCUUUGGAAAACAAAUAGGGCUGGCCAUUAUGAGCUGAAAGAUGCCUGGAUGCUUCAUAACCUCCCCCUGCCCCGCCCCAGAAUUUAUUCUCAAGAAGGAAACCGCUGUCCGUAGCCCAGGACCAUCUCAUAGCUGAGCAAUGUGGAAUUUGUGGCCCUCCAGAUGUUGCAGGACUACAGCUCCCACAAUCCCUCACUCGUAGCCUUGUUGGCUGGGGCAGAUUGGAAAUGGUGCUCAACCACACAUGUAUGGCCACAGGCUCACUGUCAUAGCCAGGACCCUGAAAACGAGAGGAUAGUGUUAAGGUCUGUUUCAUCAUAGAGAUAACGAAAGACUAGACUUGCUCAAAAGCUGCCAUACGAAGAGCAUCACCAAUAGCAGCUCCUACGUUGACUCCAGAAAUUGUUCUGUACAGGCUGCGCCCAGUUAAUGACCACCGUACAGUGCUAGAGUCCCAUAGAUGUACAGCUCUUGGGUUUCCUUGAAUGUGUUUCAUGGGGUCUCCUUUCAGAAUAAGAACAGAGACACGGACAUUUUCUUGAGUAGUGUUUCUUUGCGACUGAGUAAUCACCUGCCUCCCUCAGUUCUAGGAAAGUUGGCCAGAGGUGCAGGCAAGCAAUUGCUGAUUUAAAAAAAGAAACUGGUAGGAGACGCUCCAACAACAAUCUAACUGAAAUUGUGUUUGCAGCCAGUGGAAUUAAGGCUUCAGCCUUAAUGUUUAGCCCUUAGCAGCUGUGUUUUUACCACCAGCUAGUUGCUGCUUACUCUCCCCAUAGGGUAGUUGCUGGAAAACCUCCUCCUCCAUAGGUGGUCUGCAGGCACAUGAAGCAUCUAGAAUUUCCGUGGAUAAUAUGAUAAUCUCUGAGGGAGUGACCUCAGCCUGAUCUCUGCCGUUAAUUUGAGAACUAAGAGCAGCUUCUGUGGGGCAAACAACCCAACCAACACCAGGACUAUGUACCUUUGUAAUUUGAUCAGGAGCAAGAGGCCGAAGGCAUUAUUAAAGCUGUCGUUACCAUAGCCAUGGUAGGUAAUCCAUAUUGGAUAUCAUUUAAGGACCAUGUGGAAAUAUUUGAGAGACACACUUAUAGAAACAUAUAUAAAUAUAUAUAGAUAUAUAUAUAUAAAAUAAAUGCAUAAUUAUAUACAUUUUAUCGUACAGAUUUUUUUGUAAAAGAUAUUGUCUGGGUUGUUGUCUUUUUUAGUGUGGUAUAUUGUCGUUUUCUUAUUUAAAAAAAAAAGUCUGCUUCCAAGAGAAAGUGGGGAGGAGAGAAGAGCCGAUAGUUUUCUCUGACGAGUCAGGAAUAUGACAGAAGGAAUCUGAAAGCUUUGUUUAGUUUUAUUUCUCACCUACUUUUUUGACACCUGUGGCUGCAGCCAGAGAUAUCCAUUGUAAACACUUACUUCUCAAAAGUCUGUGCACCGAAAGGAUGGAAAGUUCAGGAGACGAGACCUGAGCAAAUUGUGCCAUCAGUCGCUGCAGGAAUGUGUAUCCUUAGCCUGUCCUACAUGCAUAUGCCUACUUAGACAAUUCCUACAUGGAAGGCACUUGAACAUGGGAGUUAAUAUGCAACCCAUGUGCGCAAACCACCACCUGCGAUGUGUGUGUGUGUGUGUGUGUGUGUGUGUGUGUUUUCAAGUGUGUUAUUCAUGCAGCAAGAGAUUGAAGGCCAACUUUUUAUAAACCAUGAAACAUCCCUUCAUGUUUUCUGCUCAUCAGCUUCCACCAUCCUGAGCUUGGUUUCUCCGUACAUGAAAAGAUGUUCAGUGUAUGCUUUGGCUUUUCUGAGUGUUGGUGCGACUCAUGCCCAGCUCAGUGUCCCCUCCAAAGGAACUGCCCAGUGGUUUAUGGUCAGAUUUGUCCGUCUUCUAUUCUGCUUUUAAUGGUGCCCCAAAUUCGGCUCCUGGGGUAUCUUCCCGCCUCGGUGUCAGCUCACCUUCAUGCGAGGUUAACAGUCCAGCUGUUCUCUGCUGGGUCUGGCACAUCUUUGCCCAUCCAGCCUCCAGGACCUGUUAGAGGAGCCUUGGAAACAUGCACAACACCAUUGCUGUGCAUGAUGUCCACAUUGGGCACAACUUGCCAUUGGGGGUUCUGGGGUCUGCCUUGUUUUCCACUGGGGCUGAACUCUCUUAAUGCUAGCAUUUCCAAGAGGGGCAGAUGAUUUGGCUGAAUGAAAUAUCCCAUGGACUAAUUUCGGUCCUCUGACAGCCAGUUGCGCUGUUCCGAUCCCUGCUGCUGUUUGGCCAGACCAACUGCCUUUCUUGGAAGGCUUGCUCAGUAUUGGAGCUGUUGUGUAGGCUACCAUGAUGGUAACAUUCUGGACUGUACCAGGUUCCAUGGGGGGGGAGGCGUGGAUCCUGAUUUUGAAUGCACUGAACACUCCUCACUUGCAGUAACCUUGCGCAUGAGGGAGAAAACCAUGCUAAACCUUUCUUCCUUCCAUGUUGGCUUACUACACACAGGGGAGUUUAAAAAACAAACAAAUGGGGGAGUAUCAAAUAAAUUGACCUCCCCACAGGUGGUGCAGGCCAGCCAUCUCAAUCUGCAUCAUGUAUUCCCAGAUCCCAUUAGCCCCAGCCCUUUAUGGCCAGGGAUGGUCAGCGUUGUCCUCUUAACAUCUGGAGGACAGCAGAUCAGGGAAGGCUGCCAUAACGCAUGACGCUUCAGUAUUUGAAAGCUAACAAGCUGGACUGUUUAAUCCUGCAGUGAAGGAUGUGCAACUUUUUGAGAAAUGGGUAACUGGAGCAGUCAGCAGUGAGGCUUCUUAAUGUGAGAAAUCAGAAGGGAAUUCAGGUUACUCCAGUGGCCUAAAGCCAAGAAGUGAAGCCCUUCCCUUCCCCCUCCCUUUUCAAGUCUUUUUAAGCUUUACCACUAUUUGGUUUCAAUGUUUAAGGUUUUGUGUCCCUACCUCCAUAAAGACAGGAGUGUUUUCCCACUGAUAGCCAGCCAUAGUGCUUUUCUCCCCCCAUUUUCACUCAUCCUUGAAAAAUUGUAGGAAAGUCUCUCUUUUUUUUUUGUCACCCGUUCAUUCUAUCUUCUUGUGGUUUUACUUGAUUAUUUUCAUUUCGAUAUUUAUUUUUCGUGCGCUGCUUUUUUAUUAUGAAAUAAAUUAUUGAUAUAUCAAGUAAUGUGGGUGCCUGUUUCGUAAGGCAUAUUCACUGUGUGUGUGUCCAAUCUACUUUUCUCUUGACAAAAAAAAAUAAAUUACAACACAAUGUUAAUUUAUUGCUGUAAAUUUUAAGCUGCAAUGACUGGUUUUUGGUUUGUUUUUGUUUUUUUGUACCUUUCCAAUAAAGCAUUUUCUGGUUUCAG
Molecule: messenger RNA, 31090 nt
Organism: Podarcis lilfordi (Lilford's wall lizard)
Lineage: Eukaryota; Metazoa; Chordata; Lepidosauria; Squamata; Lacertidae
Source: the annotation of a GenBank genome assembly